This is a messenger RNA of Folsomia candida, 2985 nucleotides long. RefSeq lists its product as uncharacterized. The record is from RefSeq and is a predicted model, not a curated record. Gene Ontology annotation, molecular function: zinc ion binding; ubiquitin conjugating enzyme binding; ubiquitin protein ligase activity. Gene Ontology annotation, biological process: multicellular organism development; proteasome-mediated ubiquitin-dependent protein catabolic process. Gene Ontology annotation, cellular component: cytoplasm. Bases 1119 to 2600 code for a protein of 493 amino acids. Lineage: Eukaryota; Metazoa; Arthropoda; Collembola; Entomobryomorpha; Isotomidae. The transcript has 4 exons.
CAAGAACAAGUUUUUGGUCAGGGCGAAACAAGUUGAAGACAGGGUUUACAUCUGGGUCGCAUUUCAUGGAGCACCACAGGACGGUUGUAAAUAUAUGGCAACGAUUAAGUUUGACUUCCCUGAUGAUGACGAUGAUUGUCGUAAAAUCCAAGAAAAUGGUGGAGAUAUGAAAUUUUCUGGAAUUGUCCAAGCUACGACUCGUAUGACCGUAGACGACGUUGAAAAAACCGACGCUUACCUAGACAUGUGCGGCCAUGAUAUAGAGAACAAUUUGGGACAAGAAAUCGUCAGAAGACAACGAGUAAAUAGUUGGGGAGUAAAUGUUAACAUCUCCAGGAGCUAAAAAUGUAUUCUUUUUUUGUGUAAUAAUUUACAUAUGUAUGUACAUACUCCUGUAAAAAAUCGUACUGAGUUUUUUUCCCAAUACGUCAAGUCUGACAAAUCUGAACGUAUCUAUUUUACUGUGUGUAUUAUGCAAAUUCAGUUCCUCAAUGCACAUAAAAUAUGCAAAUAAAAAUGACGGGUUUACAUAUAAGUGACGAUUGAAUGUUUCAAAUCAUAGGUUAUUUCCAUUCGAAAUCUGUAAAUAUGUACAUUUGUGCAGAAUGCAGAUAACUAAUACAUUCAUGUAAAAUCAUUAUCAUUCUGGACUGAAUUAGAGGUUUGGUAAGCAAUGUGUGAAUUAUUUGCUUACUUCGGACGACUAUGCACGUAUGUAUGUCAAUUACUAUGUAAAAUGUUGUACAUUAACUAUUAGGGAGUCAAUUAUAAUCAUAAAACAUUGUCGCCGUCUGCAUUAUUUAAAUGAAAUGAAGUAUGGUAGAAUUGAUAAGUUAUCAAAAUAAUCAUUAAAUUCUUAGAUAAUCCAUUUUAUCCAUGUACAUAUGUAGUCAUUUAUGUAUAUUGAAUUUUAUUUUGCUUCUCUUCUUGCUAGUUGAACACAAAUAUUAUUAAUUAAUUUUGCGAUAAUUUUUCGCGUUUUCUUACGCAUACCUUGAUAUCGAACUGUAUUUGAAAUAUUGACAAAUAAAGUAAAGAUUUCCUCGUUUUCCCCUAAAUCUUCUGUGUAAUCUAAUUAAUUAUUAAUUAAUUCAUUAUUUACAGUCCUUCUAAUAAUCAUGGAUUUUGAAAAAUUUGAGGAAAUAUUGAUUUGUCCAAUCUGCCAAGAAAUAUCCUCCACUCCAAUUUAUCAAUGUACCAAAGGUCACAUUCUUUGUCACAUUUGCAUUCCCAAAGUAUCAGAUUGGCUCUGCCCCACAUGCAGAACAGCACUCCCGAAGGAAAAUAUUCGUGCCUUGGGAUUGGAACAAUUGGCAAAUUCGAUUGAAGUUAAAUGCAAAAACUGGAAACGAGGAUGCCAUGCCACAUUUAAAAGUAAAGACCUCAAGGAACAUUUACAGGCUUUCAACUGUGAUUAUGAAAAUUUCAGUUUGUGUGAACAAUUCGGAUCAAAAUGCACAGUUGGUGUGUUAUUCGUUGAAUUUAAAGAGCACUGUUUUGAGUCACACAUAAAUCAAACCAACACAAUGUCUCACGGCAAAAUUUGUAAUAUUGAACAGUCCGUAAAAUGGGGGGAUUUGGCUGAUGCUGAAAAUACAUGCAUCGUUUGGGAACCUUGCCAUAUUGUUAUUGAAAAUCAAGUCCAUGUCCUACUCUCCAACUAUAACGGGUCUCACAAAUUAUUUCAGUGGGUAAUUUUAACAUUGCCAGCUUCCGGGAAACAUGCCGAUGCAUCAUCGUUAUAUAAAGUGGACAUCACAAUUGAGCCCCGUCUUGAAAACGACAUUCUUUCUAAAGUUAAGAAUACUUGGUGUGGCGAAAACUUGGAUUUUGCAAAAUGGAAAAAUCUUACAAACUUGGAAAUAUGUGACCCCACUUCGACAUGCUUUGUACCUUUACGAUUCUUGGCUGAUUUCUCAGGAAAAACGGUUGAUCGAAAUAAAUUAAUCAAAUGGAAGUUAUCAGUGGUCAUUUAUUCGUCAACUAUGGAAAGAAAAUGUGAUGUGGCCUUGCAAAAUUCAGUAUCUUCAGUUUCGCAGUCCGUCUUGAAUAAGAGGAGCGAUAAUGCCGUGGUGGAGUCAAAUUCUUAUCAUAAAGUUAAUGGAGAUACAGGCGAAUCCCUCAGGUUCGAAAUUUUUGAGGGAAGCACUUGUGACUUCUGUGGCAAAACUCCAAUCAAGGGGGUUGUCUAUGCAUGUACGGAAUGCCAAGAUUUUACUGCUUGUGAGCCUUGUACAAAACAAGGCUUACAUAAUGAACAUAUCCUUAUACGUAAGAAAUAUUCAGAAAUCAGGAGAAACGAGAACCAAGACAUUGGAAAUAGUAGUGCCACAGGAGCCGUGGUCCACCAAGCAACUUGCGAUGUUUGUGGGUUCGAGAUUCUUGGAGUUCGGUAUAAAUGUUGUUGCUGUCUUGAUCUUGAUAUUUGCGAAAAAUGUGAGGACAAAGGAUGUCAUGAUCAUCACUGGUGCCUCCGCACAGUUAAAUCAGACCGAAGAAAAUUAGUCAAUGCGAUUUCUACCGUUUCGAAAGAUAAUGCGAUACAAAAUUUUCAUAAUGUUGCUCUUAAACGUGGAUAUCGUCGUGUGAACUUGUCUUAAGUAUGCAUAUAAAACGAGCCAAUUGAAGGUCUAGUUAGUUAGGGAGCUAUUUGCUGCGUACACAAAAAAACUUAUAUGGAUAAGCACAUAUUUUCAAACCUACAUUUGUGAUACAUUAAUAAUCAUAAUUAUAAAUAAUAGAUUCUUACGGUGGUGGAUCUGACUCUACCAUCGGUAACAAGAGGAGUUUAACUUAAAUUUCUUAUUAAUUUUCCAUAUUUCUAGAAAAUUCAAAAUAAUAGUCAUACAUAAGAAGCAAAUUGUGAUGCUACAUUAAAGGCAUUCUAUACACAUGUCAUAUUAUAUUUCAUAUUACAUAAUAACCUGUAAGAAUCACUCGCCAACUUCUAAAAAUAAUACAAUUAAUAAAUUCAUGAACAUGUCA